Messenger RNA from Oenanthe melanoleuca, 2741 nucleotides. It is a transcript of the gene NPTX1, whose product is annotated as neuronal pentraxin 1. Gene Ontology annotation, biological process: axonogenesis involved in innervation. The record is from RefSeq and is a predicted model, not a curated record. The transcript is spliced from 6 exons. The coding region runs from base 31 to 1350 and encodes 439 amino acids. NCBI's taxonomy places the organism in Eukaryota, Metazoa, Chordata, Aves, Passeriformes, Muscicapidae. Gene Ontology annotation, cellular component: neuron projection; plasma membrane.
GGCCCGGAGCGAGCGGAGCCGAGCGGAGCCAUGGCCGCGGGGCCGCCCGGCAGCCGCCGCCUCCUCCCGCCGCUGCUGCCGCUGCCGCUGCUGCUGCUGCUGCUGCUGGGGCCGCUGCGGCCGGCGCUCGCCCAGGGCUUGGGGCAGACGCGCUUCGUCUGCACCUCGGUGCCGCUGGACGGGGACGUGUGCGCGGCCUCGGCGCUGGGCACCGGCUCGGCCGAGGAGCUGAAGGGCACCGUGCUGCAGCUGCGGGAGACGGUGCUGCAGCAGAAGGAAACCAUCAUGAACCAGAAGGAGACGAUCCGCGAGCUCACGGCCAAGCUGGGCCGCUGCGAGAGCCAGAGCGUGCUGGAGCUGCCCGGCGAGGGAAAGGGAAGGAAGGGCUUUUCCAAGAACACCAUGGGCGACCUGUCGCGGCCGGCCGCCGCCGAGACCCUCAGCCAGCUGGGGCAGACGCUGCAGUCCCUGAAAACCCGGCUGGAGAACCUGGAGCAGUUCAGCAGGAUGAACUCCUCCAGCCAGACCAACAACCUGAAGGACAUCCUGCAGAACAAGAUCGAUGACCUGGAGAAGCAGGUGCUGUCGCGGGUGAACAGCCUGGAGGAGGGCAAGCUCAGCCCCCGCAACGAGUCCGAGGAGCGCGGCAAGAUCGAGAGCACCCUCACCUCGCUGCACCAGCGCAUCAGCGACCUGGAGAAAGGCCAGAAGGACAACCGGCCCCCGGACAGGUUCCAGCUCACCUUCCCCCUGCGCACCAACUACAUGUACGCCAAGGUGAAGAAGAGCCUGCCCGAGAUGUACGCCUUCAGCAUCUGCAUGUGGAUCAAAUCCAGCGCCUCCCCCGGCAUGGGCACCCCCUUCUCCUACGCCGUGCCCGGCCAGGCCAACGAGCUGGUGCUCAUCGAGUGGGGCAACAACCCCAUGGAGAUCCUCAUCAAUGACAAGGUGGCCAAGCUGCCCUUCGCCAUCAACGACGGCAAGUGGCACCACAUCUGUGUCACCUGGACCACGCGGGACGGCGUGUGGGAAGCCUACCAGGACGGCACCCAGACGGGCAACGGCGAGAACCUGGCCCCCUACCACCCCAUCAAGCCGCAGGGCGUGCUGGUGCUGGGCCAGGAGCAGGACACGCUGGGCGGAGGGUUCGAUGCCACGCAGGCCUUCGUGGGGGAGCUGGCCCACUUCAACGUGUGGGACCGCAAGCUGAGCCCGGGGGAGGUGUACGCGCUGGCCACCUGCAGCUCCAAGGCGCUCGCGGGGAACGUCAUCGCCUGGGCCGAGGCCAACAUCGACAUCUACGGCGGGGCCACCAAGUGGACUUUCGAGGCCUGUCGCCAGCUCAACUAGGGCCACGGACAAGCGAGAGAAACCUCCUCAGCGGGUUCUUUUUAUUUAUUUAAUUAUUUAUUUUUUCUCCUUUUUUUUUUUUUUUUUUUUUCUUUUUUUUUUUGCGCAAAAACAACCGAGAACGAAGCCACCCGACUCGUCCCCGGGAGCAGGGAUGCCCCGGCAGCGGCGCGCCCGCCCGCGGAGCCCCACGACCCUCCGGUUUCUGUCUUGCCAACGUCCUCGAACGCCUGCGUGCCUUGGCCUGGCGCGGCUGCGCCCCCCGCCGCCCCCCGGCCCGGCCCCCGCUUCGCCGCCGCUUUCCUCGGGCACCGGCGCCUGCAAAGGCAGCGGGACCCGGCCCAGAGCCCCCUCGGGGCUCCUCCUUACCCAGCCUGACCCCCCCGGGAGGGAGGGUGGUGCCCCCAGAGCUGGGGGAAAGUUCCGACACCCCCUCCCCACCUCCCCAAAACCGGGGUUGCGACCCCUCCGCUCCCAGCCCGGGAGGAGCCGCCCCCGGCCGGCGCUGCCCCCAGCACCACAGCCAUAGCCCCGGGCUGCGGCGGGACCCCCGCGGGACCCCGGCCCCGCUCCCCGACCUGCCGCACUCAGGUACCCCCGGCCCCGCCGCCUGCAGCCCCCCGAGGCCUCCUACGCGCCGUAGCUGGUGACAAAUAGCCUUUACCGUCCCUCCAGUGCAGCUCCCACUGACAGAUUGCAGAAAUCACUCCCCAGCCCCCCUCCUGCCCCCCACCCAGGGCGGCAGUGGAGGAUGAGGCAGAGAAUUCACCCGGGGCUCCAGAGCCUCACGACCGACUCCAGAGAUGCGGCAAAGAGCCGGGCGGAGCAGAGGGGUCGGAGCGGGCCGGGGGCUCCUCCCGGCCGGGGCCAGAGCCCCUCCCGGCCCCCGGAGCGGCACAGGCAGCGCCCCAGCGAGACCCGCGCACGGCUCAGGGCAGCGCUCCUCACCCCGCUCCUGGUGCGAGAAAAACCACCCCGAACCAUCGAGAGUUAAAUUCGAGUUCCUCCCAAGCCCCUGUUCACAUCGGCGAGCACAGGCACAGCCUGCCGAGAACAACGAGACCAUGGCACAGGUUUAACCUCCGGCCCCAGGUGCGUUGGAUUUGCCAAAAAACCACGAAAGGGUGUGAUGUCAACACAGUGUACAUAGUGUACAGUAGGGGAGAGAAUCAAUGUAUCUUAAUUUGUCAUUAUUUUGCUAACCAAAGCUGUACAUUUUUCCUACUCCUGGCUCUGUCUCCUUUGGGAUUUGAAGGGGUUCUGCAUCCGGCCCGCAUCGGCAGUUCUGACAAUGCACUGUUUCUACGGAUUCUCAUGCUUUUUCCAUUUUAUUGCUGGGAUUACAUGAAUUGUUGACUUUAUUUUUACACAAUAAAGCGUGAAGAAAGACA